UAGUGGCCGGGGUUGUCAGGGGGGUUGACGUCAAACAUUUCAAGGUGUCACUCGCCCCACGACACGGCAUCGCAAGUCGACCGGGUAUAAAGCAGGAAUCAUCCCUCCUCUCGGCAAUCUCCGAAAUGUUACCGACGGGGGUCCUGCUCUUCUUCGUCGUCUCCUGCACCGCCACUGUCAGGCUGCCUUCGUACAUGCGGGCGUGCUCAAGGAACGAUCCGAACCUGAACGAAUGCGCCCUGAAGAAUGGGAGGGCGAUUAUUCCAAAACUUAUACCAGGAGAUCCUAGCAUCCGGCUACCCCCUCUGGACCCUCUGGUCUUGGACAAAGUCGAAAUAAGCCCCACGGGUGCUUCGGGCUCGGUCACGAUGAGGCUGAGAUGCUACAGAUGCCACGUCUACGGAUUGAAGAACGCCCGUCUCCAAGAUGUCAAGCUCAAUCUGAACAAAAGGCAAAUUAACAUCAAACUCAACAUACCCAGGCUGGUGGUGACCGGGAAGUACGACGUGUCCGGCCGCAUCCUCGUAUUGCCGAUAAGCGGAAGAGGAAUUUCAAACAUUACGUUGACGAAUGUCAACGUAGUCGCCGGCCUGGACUGGAAAUCGCUGAAGAGAAAGGGAGAAGAAUACAGCCAGUUCGUGAAGCACAGAGUGACGUUCACGGCCUCUUUGUUGAGAAUCAAUCUGUCGAAUCUUUUCGGCGACCGUCUCUUGAGUGACAAUAUGAAUUUAAUUUUAAACGAAAAUUGGAGAGAAGUCCUGCGAGACCUGGCCCCUUCUAUUUCGGACACUGUCGGCCAUAUAAUAAGGGUGACGCUCAACCAGAUUUUCGACUUGAUUCCCUAUUCUCAGUUUUUCCCAGACACAUAAGCUCGGAUGUGUACAAAAGAACAGUUGUAAAUAUUCUAUAUAACAAAUGUAUAAAGUGUACAAAAUUAUUUUUUAAAUAUAAAUUGUCAGUUCAUUUUUAAUUUUAUUAA
Cimex lectularius (bed bug) is the source of this 979-nucleotide messenger RNA. Its product is annotated as protein takeout-like. Bases 126 to 869 code for a protein of 247 amino acids. The transcript has 6 exons. NCBI's taxonomy places the organism in Eukaryota, Metazoa, Arthropoda, Insecta, Hemiptera, Cimicidae. The record is from RefSeq and is a predicted model, not a curated record.